Molecule: messenger RNA, 6387 nt
Organism: Dunckerocampus dactyliophorus (ringed pipefish)
Lineage: Eukaryota; Metazoa; Chordata; Actinopteri; Syngnathiformes; Syngnathidae
Product: myosin-4-like
Exons: 39
Coding region: 140-5968 (1942 amino acids)
Cellular component (GO): myosin complex
Molecular function (GO): cytoskeletal motor activity; actin filament binding; ATP binding
Source: RefSeq, a predicted model, not a curated record
CACCAUUGUACAUGCGCUAGCUUUCUCCCACUCUGCACAGAUUGUCAACUAUAAUGUAUUUUUAUCGGGUUUUUUCCACUUCAUAUUUGCUCCCAAAUGCUGACACUCUGUGGGAAUGCAUAAAGAGUGAACUGCAAAGAUGAGUACGGAUGCUGAAAUGUCCGUGUUUGGGGAGGCGGCUCCUUACUUAAGACGACCCGAGCGGGAGCGGAUCGAGGCCCAAAACCGUCCCUUUGACGCCAAAACGUCAGUGUUUGUGGUGGAUCCAAAGGAGCUGUUUGUUAAAGGCACUAUACAGAGCAAAGAGAAGGGGAAAGUGACUGUUAAAACAGACGCUGGAAAGGUGGUAAAUGUGAAGGAUGACGAAGUGUUCCCCAUGAACCCCCCCAAGUUUGACAAAAUUGAGGACAUGGCCAUGAUGACCCACCUCAAUGAGGCCGCCGUGCUGUAUAACCUCAAAGAGCGCUAUGCAGCAUGGAUGAUUUACACCUACUCUGGUCUCUUUUGUGUCACUGUCAAUCCUUACAAGUGGCUCCCAGUGUACAACCAAGAAGUGGUGGUGGCCUACAGAGGCAAAAAGCGCCAAGAGGCACCACCACACAUCUUCUCCAUCUCUGACAACGCCUAUCAGUUCAUGCUCACUGAUAGAGAAAACCAGUCCAUCCUUAUCACCGGAGAAUCCGGUGCAGGAAAGACUGUCAACACCAAGCGUGUCAUCCAAUACUUUGCAACAAUUGCAGGCUCUGGAGACAAAAAGAAAGAUGCUGCUGCCACAGGCAAGUUGCAGGGUAAUCUGGAGGACCAGAUCAUCUCUGCCAACCCAUUGCUUGAAGCUUUCGGAAAUGCCAAGACUGUCAGAAAUGACAACUCAUCACGUUUUGGCAAAUUCAUAAGAAUUCACUUUGGAACAACGGGGAAACUGGCCUCUGCUGAUAUAGAAACUUACUUGUUGGAAAAAUCCAGAGUUACCUUCCAGCUGGCCGCAGAGAGGAGCUACCAUAUUUUCUACCAGAUCAUGUCCAACAAGAAACCUGAGCUCAUAGAGACUCUGCUUAUUACCACCAACCCCUACGACUACCCCUUUGUCAGCCAGGGGGAGAUCAGUGUAGCCAGCAUUGACGAUAGUGACGAGCUGAUGGCCACAGAUAGUGCUAUUGAUGUCCUUGGAUUCACUGGAGAGGAGCGGAUUGGCAUUUACAAGCUAACUGGUGCUGUGAUGCAUUAUGGGAACAUGAAAUUCAAGCAGAAGCAGAGAGAGGAGCAGGCAGAGCCAGAUGGGACAGAGGUCGCCGACAAAGCAGCUUAUCUGAUGGGCCUCAACUCUGCAGAUCUAUUGAAAGCACUGUGUUACCCCAGAGUGAAAGUUGGUAAUGAGUAUGUAACCAAAGGACAGACUGUGCAACAGGUAUACAAUUCUAUUGGUGCUUUGGCUAAAUCUGUCUACGAGAAGAUGUUUCUGUGGAUGGUCAUCCGCAUCAAUCAGAUGCUGGACACCAAGCAGCCACGGCAGUUCUUCAUUGGAGUCUUGGAUAUCGCUGGCUUUGAAAUCUUUGACUACAAUAGUCUGGAGCAGCUGUGUAUCAAUUUUACCAAUGAGAAACUGCAACAGUUUUUCAAUCAUCACAUGUUUGUGUUGGAGCAAGAGGAGUACAAGAAGGAGGGCAUUGAGUGGGAGUUCAUUGACUUUGGGAUGGAUCUGGCUGCUUGUAUAGAACUCAUUGAAAAGCCGAUGGGCAUCUUUUCCAUCCUGGAAGAGGAAUGCAUGUUCCCAAAAGCGUCAGACACCACCUUCAAAAACAAAUUGUAUGACCAACAUCUUGGAAAAUCCAACAACUUCCAGAAGCCCAAGCCUGUCAAAGGAAAAGCCGAGGCUCACUUCUCCCUGGUGCACUAUGCUGGCACUGUGGACUACAGCAUCACGGGUUGGUUAGACAAGAACAAGGACCCGCUCAAUGAAACUGUAGUUCAGCUCUACCAGAAAGCAGGCCUAAAACUACUGGCAUUUCUCUAUUGCAGUUAUUCUUCAUCAGAUGACAACAGUGGCGGAUCUGGAGUUUCUGCAAAGAAAGCUGCAAAAAAGAAGGGCUCAUCCUUCCAGACAGUUUCAGCUCUCUUCAGGGAAAACCUCGGGAAACUAAUGACAAAUCUCAGGAGCACCCAUCCACAUUUUGUUCGGUGUCUCAUUCCAAAUGAAACUAAGACUCCAGGAAUUAUGGAGCACCAUCUGGUGAUACACCAGCUGCGCUGUAACGGUGUGCUGGAGGGUAUCAGGAUCUGCAGGAAAGGGUUCCCCAGUAGGAUCUUGUACGGGGAUUUCAAGCAAAGGUAUAAAGUACUGAAUGCCAGCGUGAUCCCUGAAGGUCAAUUCAUUGACAACAAGAAAGCUGCUGAGAAGCUCUUGGGAUCUAUUGAUGUGGAUCAUAUACAGUACAGAUUUGGCCAUACAAAGGUGUUCUUUAAAGCAGGACUUUUGGGUCUUUUAGAAGAAAUGAGGGAUGAACGACUUGCCUCCCUCAUCACCAUCACUCAAGCCUUGUGUCGUGGUUUCCUUAGGAGAAAGGACUUUCUGCAAAUGAUGGCAAGGAGAGAAUGUAUUUACACCAUCCAGUACAACAUUCGCUCCUUCAUGAAUGUGAAACACUGGCCCUGGAUGAAGCUUUACUUCAAGAUCAAGCCUCUGUUGCGAAGUGCUGAAACUGAGAAGGAAAUGGCCAUCAUGAAGGAAGAAUUCGCAAAGUGCAAAGAGGAUUUAGCCAAAGCCGAGGCUAAGAAAAAGGAGCUAGAAGCCAAAAUGGUUUCCCUCCUUCAAGAGAAGAAUGACUUAUGUCUGCAGAUCCAAACUGAAAGUGAAAGUCUGGCAGACGCAGAGGAGCGAUGUGAAGGACUCAUAAAGAACAAGAUCGUACUGGAGGCGAAAACCAAAGAACUCAGAGAAAGACUGGAGGAUGAGGAGGAGGUGAAUGCUGAGCUCACCGCUAAGAGGAGGAAGCUGGAAGACGAAUGCUCUGAGCUGAAGAGGGACAUUGACGACUUAGAACUCACCCUGGUUAAAGUUGAAAAGGAAAAACACGCCACUGAAAACAAGGUGAAGAAUCUGACAGAAGAGAUGUCUACUAUGGAUGACACCAUUGCCAUGUUAUCCAAGGAGAAGUCCGCCUUGCAGCAAGCACAUCAGCAGACCCUGGAGGAUCUGCAAGCAGAGGAAGACAAAGUCAACUCUCUGAGCAAAGCCAAAGUCAAGCUGGAGCAACAAGUUGAUGAUCUUGAGGGGUCUCUAGAACAGGAGAAAAAGAACCGCAUGGAUGUGGAAAGGUCCAAGAGGAAGAUAGAAGGAGAUCUUAAACUAGCCCAAGAAGCCAUAAUGGAUUUGGAAAAUGACAAACAACAGCUGGAGGAGAACCUUAAAAAAAAAGACUUUGAAUUAAGUCAACUUUCAUCUAAAAUUGAAGACGAGCAUAGUAUGGCUGGUCAGUCUCAGAAGAAGAUCAAGGAGCUGCAGGCACGCAUUGAAGACUUGGAAGAGGAGAUUGAAGCGGAGCACGUUGCCCGAGCCAAGGUGGAGAAGCAAAGGUGUGAACUGUCAAGGGAGCUUGAAGAGAUCAGUGAAAGGCUGGAGGAGGCCGGAGGGGCAACGGCAGCUCAGAUAGAGAUGAACAAGAAGCGAGAGGUGGAAUUUCAGAAACUGCGACGAGACCUUGAGGAGUCUACCAUCCACCAUGAGGCCAUAGCUGCCGCCUUGAGAAAGAAACACGCGGACAGUGUGGCCGAGCUGGGAGAGCACAUUGAAAACCUGCAGCGGGUCAAACAGAAGCUGGAGAAGGAGAAGAGCGAGUAUAAGAUGGAGAUUGAUGACAUGUCUGGUAAUGUUGAGGUUGCAGUUAAAGCCAAGAUCCAGUAUGAGAAGCUGUGUCACUCAAUGGAGGAGCAGCUGAGUGAAUACAAGACAAAACAUGAUGAAGACUCGCGUUUGAUCACUGAAUUAAAUGCCCAAAGGGCACGACUUCAGAAUGAAAAUGGUGAGUUUUCUCGUCUUCUUGAAGAGAAAGAAGCAAUCCUUUCCCAAAUGUCAAGAGCCAAGCUUGCCUUCACCCAGCAAAUUGAGGAACUCAAGAGGCAGGUUGAGGAGGAAACAAAGGCUAAGAGUGCCAUCGCCCACGCUCUCCAGUCUGCACGUCAUGACUGCGAUCUGCUCAGGGAGCAGUUUGAAGAGGAGCAGGAGGCCAAGGCUGAGCUUCAGAGAGCCAUGUCUAAGGCCAACAGUGAGGUGGCUCAGUGGAGGACCAAAUAUGAGACUGACGCCAUUCAACGUAACGAUGAGCUGGAAGAAGCAAAGAAAAAACUCACUCAACGUUUGCAAGAUGCAGAAGAGGCCGUUGAGGCUGUGAAUGCCAAAUGUUCCUCAUUGGAGAAGACAAAGCAGAGGCUCCAAGGAGAGGUGGAUGACCUCAUGGCUGAUGUGGAAAGGUCUAAUAUGCAAGCGGCUGUUCUGGAUAAAAAGCAGCGAAGCUUUGAUAAGAUUUUGUCCGAGUCAAAACAAAAGUGUGAAGAGAGCCAGGCUGAGCUGGAAGGUUCACAGAAGGAGUGUCGUUCCCUCAGCACAGAACUCUUCAAAAUAAAGAACUCUUAUGAAGAAGCUUUGGAGCAACUUGAGGUCCUCAAACGAGAGAAUAAGAACUUACAACAGGAGAUCGCCGACCUGACUGACCAGCUUGGUGAGAAUGGAAAAGCCAUUAAUGAGCUGGAGAAGACGAAGAAACAUUCAGAAAAUGAGAAGACUGAGAUCCAGACUGCUUUGGAGGAGGCUGAGGCUUCUCUUGAACACGAGGAAUCCAAAAUUCUCCGUAUCCAGCUGGAACUCACUCAAGUCAAGGGAGAGGUGGAACGCAGGCUGGCUGACAAGGAUGAGGAGAUUGACCAGAUGAAACGCAACCACCAGCGCAUGAUGGAGACUAUGCAGUCCACCUUGGAUGCGGAAGUUCGCAGCAAGAAUGACGCAAUGCGAAUCAGGAAGAAGAUGGAGACUGACCUCAACGAAAUGGAGAUGCAGUUGAGCCAUGCCAAUAGGCAGGCCUCGGAGGCCCAGAAGCAGCUGAGGAGCAUGCAAGCCCACCUCAAAGAGCAAACUCUUCACCUGGACAAUGCAUUGCGGAGCCAGGAGGACCUGAAGGAGCAGGUGGCCAUGGUGGAGCGCAGGAACGUCUUAAUGCAGGCAGAAGUGGAAGAACUGAGGGCUGCACUGGAACAGUCGGACAGAAGCCGCAAACUAGCUGAACAGGAACUGGCUGAGGCCUGUGAGAGAGCUGGACUGUUCCACUCUCAGAGCACUAGUCUUCUCAACUCCAAGAGGAAGCUGGAUGCAGAUGUCAGCCAGCUGCAGGGUGAGCUGGAGGAUGCAGUCCAAGAAGCGCGCAAUGCCGAGGAAAAAGCAAAGAAGGCUAUCACUGAUGCAGCCAUGAUGGCAGAGGAGCUCAAGAAAGAGCAAGACACCAGCAGCCACCUGGAGAGAAUGAAGAAAAACCUGGAGGCCUCAGUGAAGGACCUGCAGCAUCGUCUGGAUGAGGCUGAGAGUCUUGCAUUGAAGGGGGGCAAGAAACAGCUCCAGAAAAUGGAAGCCCGGGUGCGUGAACUUGAGGGUGAAAUGGAGAGUGAACAGAGAAGAGCGGCUGAUGCAGUUAAGGGAAUUCGUAAGUAUGAGAGGCGGAUCAGAGAGCUCACAUACCAGACAGAAGAAGACAAGAAGACCGUUUUGAGGCUGCAGGACCUUGUUGAUAAGCUGCAACUGAAAGUCAAAGCAUACAAGCGGCAGACUGAAGAAGUGGAGGAGCAGGCCAAUGUUUAUCUGGCCAAAUUUAGGAAGGUCCAACAUGAACUAGAAGAGGCCCAAGAGCGAGCAGACAUGGCUGAGUCGCAGGUCAAUAAGAUGAGAACCAAAAGCAGAGAAUUUGGAAAGGCUGCUGAAUCUGACUAGAACUUGAUCACAUCGAGAAGAUCCUCUAUGGUUAUGCGACCUCAAAGCACAAUUAAAAUAACACCUUCAACCUUCAAUAAUACCUUCAACUUAUUGUUUUACUGUGGAAUUGUAUUGGAUUAAAGUGUUGUGAUGCGUUUGUCUCCUUACAGCUGAUUAUAGGUAGAUAUCGAUAUAGCACAUUUAAGUGCUCAACAGUGUCAACAUUUAAAGUUACUUGUCAUUACAGGAAUGCAAUUUCAUCAUGAAUUUCACUGUUUACACCACAUGCUCUUAGCAGUUUUCUUCCCAAAUCAUGGAAACUAGCUACAACUUGUUUUUGUAGCUCGUACUGAAUAAUAUUAAACAAUUCACUGGCUAAGGUUUGAUUUGUUAAUUAUUUUAUGAUUCAUUUUUAUCAUUAUUUUUUAUGCAUAUUU